Molecule: messenger RNA, 853 nt
Organism: Cucurbita pepo subsp. pepo (vegetable marrow)
Lineage: Eukaryota; Viridiplantae; Streptophyta; Magnoliopsida; Cucurbitales; Cucurbitaceae
Source: RefSeq, a predicted model, not a curated record
ACGAUUAACGCAACCAAGCCAAGCCAAGGGGAUCUUUCUUUCUUUCUUUCUUUGUUUCUUUGUUUCUUUCCUUCUUUCCUGCUUGUGCUUGCUUGCUUGCUUUCUUUCUUUCUUCCUUUCCUUCUUUUUCUUUCUUUUCCUUCUCUCUUUCUUCAUCACUUUCUUCACUACAAUCAUAUUCAGAAAGACAAAUGGAAGGAUCACAAAGAUCAGAGCUUCCCAAUUAUCAACUUCAAGUCUCCUUCCUCUCAAAUGCACCGAACCCUCAACCCAUCCACGAAAUGGGGUUUCUCCAUUUUGAAGACCACAAUCAGGUUUUGAGCUUCUUGGCUCCUAAUAACAACGCCGCCACACCCACUACUGCACCACCCACCACCACCACCACCACUACCACCACCACCGCCAUGCCUUCUGCCUUCACUACCCCUCCUCACGCGCACCUCCUUACUAGACCCUCUUGGAGCAACGACCAGGUGGGAACACUAGAUCCAAAGCCCGGUGGCGAUGAAAACUGCACUGGUAGCACCAGCGACGGCACCAAUUCAUGUGCCAGGUGGAGAAACUCCAACGCAGAUAAGACCAAAGUUAAGGUCAGGAGAAAGCUCAGAGAACCGCGUUUCUGUUUCCAAACAAGAAGCGAUGUCGAUGUCCUCGACGACGGCUACAAAUGGAGAAAAUACGGCCAAAAAGUCGUCAAGAACAGUCUUCAUCCACGGUACCACCUCAUUUCAAUUCUCCUUCUAAUUGAUACUAUGAUAUUGUCCACUUUGAACCUAAGCUCUAAAUUGAAACCCUUAUGAGUAAUUUAGAACACGCACAUCCAAUAAUGGGAAAUAGAUUGAUUAAUUAUGGC